Perkinsus marinus ATCC 50983 is the source of this 1125-nucleotide messenger RNA. Its product is annotated as retrovirus polyprotein, putative. NCBI's taxonomy places the organism in Eukaryota, Perkinsozoa, Perkinsida, Perkinsidae. The record is from RefSeq and is a predicted model, not a curated record. The transcript has a single exon. Bases 1 to 1125 code for a protein of 374 amino acids.
AUGCCCUUCGGACUCUGCUCCGCUGGAGCCACCUUUCAACGUCUGAUGGACCAAGUACUUAAUGGACUACCUUUUGUUCGGGUCUAUCUAGACGACAUCCUCGUGUUCUCGCCCGAUGCUGAGACUCACGAAGACCAUUUGAGACAAGUCUUCGCACGCCUGCGUGCGUGGGGCUUGACGUUGUCCGCCGAGAAGUGCGAGUUCGGUUGCCCUUCUGUGCCCUAUUUAGGACACAUUUUUGACGGGAACGGUAUGAGACCCGAUCCGACUAAGGUAGAGGCAAUCUUAAGAUGGCCUCGCCCUGGUAACGUAGCAGAAGUGAGGUCCUUUUUGGGUCUCGCUGGCUACUACCGCAACUUCGUUCCUAACUUCUCGGACGUGGCACGACCAAUUCAACGGCUGGUGUCAGAGGUCGGAAGUGAAACUUUGGCUUUGGAUACCUACUGGGGACAAGAGCAAGAGGAGUCCUUCCGGGCCCUCAAGCUUCGUCUCGCAGCCCUGCCCUUUUUAGCUUACCCUGAUUUCGGUAUCCCCUUCGAGCUCUAUACUGAUGCAAGCGACUAUGCCAUUGGAGCUGUCCUUAUGCAAGAAGGAAGGCCCUUGGGAUUUUUCAGUAGGACGUUGACGGGCUCCCAGCUCAAUUGGCAUACAUACGAGAAGGAAGCAUACGGUAUUCUACAAGCCCUGAUUUACUUCCAACACUACCAUAUCGGCUACCCCUUGACGGUUACGGUAUAUACAGACCACGAGCCCUUGACUUGGCUAGCUAAAGCCGGCUCAAAGAAGCUGGAGCGAUGGCUUUUGGCCAUGCAGGCGUAUUCCUUCAUAGUGAAAUAUGUACCAGGUAAGAAAAAUGUGUGUGCUGAUGCUCUUUCCAGGAUACGCCAGCUCGACGACGAUACCCUACCGAUGGAGCCGAUGAAGUCAGAGCCUCUUAUGACGAAGCCAGCCAAGGACGUUGACACUACCCGUGCCCUUGUAUCUGUUGUAGCCGCUCGUCGACAAUUAGCUGCUUGUAUAACGGCAUUGUCGGCACGGUGGUCGAUCGACGAUAUAAGGCGAGAGCAGGAUAGUGACGAUGUCACAAGAAGUAAAGGACGUCUUUCGGACCGUUGCCUUACGUAG